Molecule: messenger RNA, 3109 nt
Organism: Sphaerulina musiva SO2202
Lineage: Eukaryota; Fungi; Ascomycota; Dothideomycetes; Mycosphaerellales; Mycosphaerellaceae
Exons: 2
Coding region: 459-2879 (806 amino acids)
Biological process (GO): regulation of Ras protein signal transduction; mitotic spindle orientation checkpoint signaling
Cellular component (GO): mitotic spindle pole body; SIN/MEN two-component GAP complex
Molecular function (GO): GTPase activator activity
Source: RefSeq, a predicted model, not a curated record
GUGCCUUGCAGCGUGGCGUGAUCUACGGCCGCGAUAUUGCGGCAAUCAGCUGUUGCUAUGUGACUUCAAAAUCUUGCUGGCGACGCGAUAUUCGAGACCGCGUGUCGGCCAGUGCGCUCGCUCUGCACCGGGGAGCCGGUCGGGAAAUAGAGAGAAUCGACGUGCCGUGCGUGGAAAAUUGGUAAAGUAGCUGGCGCAGGGGUCACGUAACUCAUGUUACGGGUCUUACAGUUCGCGUUGCCUAAGGUUAUUUGAAUCAUGCCAGCCAUCCUCUGAACAUCGGGCAAGAACAAUCGUCGAGCGCGCCGUAUGAACGCACACCAUCUCCAGCACCUACACCGCGCGUCAUCCUGUUCACGGCCUUCCUCUUCCCAGGCUGUGCAGUGACCGCAUGACGCUGCACCUCGCGCACGAGACAUUCGGAGCACCACGACGGCGGCAUCACGACGGCGGCCACAAUGGCGGUCGAGAGCUGGGACCUGGAUGAUGACUUCCAAGGCGACUUCCAGACCUUUGGCAACGCCAGCGUGGGAACGGGACCUCUCAGUAUGUCGUCGCGAAUGAGCACGCGAUCGGAGUCGGUGGCUGGCGAUGAGGACUGGAACGUGGUCAUCACACCCAACGACGAGCACAGCACGACACAGGCGAUUCAGUCCGCGAAACAGGCAGGCAUACCACUCCCGAACAACGUGCCCGCAAGCGCACUGUUAGGCGGCACGAUAAAGCGAUUGGGCAAGAAGAAGUCGAAACAGAAGAUUGAUCACGACUGGGACAAUGACCUCGAGAUGUCGGACCAGCCGUUGCAGCUGAAGCCGAGGGCAGAUGAUCCAGGUGUCAUGUCGGACGAAGGCUUCGACGAUUUUGAUGACGAGCUUGAGGGAAGCCUAGGGAUUCGCUUUGCUGGAAAGCGUGACACGAGAAAUCGCAGUGGUUCGGCAUCAGUGAUGAGUCCGAGUCUAGGUUCUGCGACCGCAGACAGUGAGGUGGAUGAUCUGGGUGGGCUCGAUUUCCCCGAAGGACCCAUGGACUUCGACGCACUAUUGAAGAAACGACGCGCUGCAGAUGCAGAACUAUCAGACUUGUCGCAGCCAAGCUCUGCGGUAGUAGAGCAGGAGCCUACGAUGACCAAGACGCACAAGAAGUCCAAGCUGGAGUCCGACGACAACGACGACUUCUUUGGGGAUCUGGAUCUGGGUGAUGGCGAGGUGCUCAAUGUACGGAAACGUACCACGAAUCGAAAUGUGCAGGUCAAGUCGGCCAGAGUGCCUCCAGCUGCUCAAAGAGCCGCUACUACUUUGAACUUCCAUGAUCGAGCCACCGACAAGCCCAUAUACACACGAUCGCAUAUCCCGCGGCCCGUCUCUGGCACCAGACACACGUCUCGACUGGAUCCGGUCUUCGAAAGUGGCGAUAUGCAAGGGCUUAAGAAUAGGAGAGGGCCCACCACGACGAGUGCGCAGCUACUUCGUUCCAAGCGGUCUAUGCCCGCUCUGCGCAACCAAUCGAGCCAUGGUUCCUUGUCGAAGCCUUCUGUACCAUUCCUGCCCGCAGGAGUAUCCAAUAUGCAAUCGCCACAUAUCACUACACAUCGAGCAAUGCCGUACCACUUGCGGCGCGACUCUGAUCCGAACAGACCAGGUGCGCAAUCACCACCACCACAGCGACCCAGUUCGAGGCUAUCCAACCAAAUCACGCCGGAUACUCCUUCGCGAGUGGCAAGGCACAGAGAAAACGUAGCGCCCGCCUCGCUGGUUCGGCAAGCAGCUGCUAAGCACACUCUGACGAAGCCGAUCAAGAAGAGGCAUUUUGGCGAUGGCAAUGAGCUUGAGAUCUUUGAUGAUCUACCAACAUCCGUGACCACAGAGAGCAAAUUCAUGAAGCAACCUGUCGGUCGCGGCCCACCUAAGCAGAGCACUUUACGGGCCACCCAAAGUCGUAGCGACCUGACGGAUGCUAGUAAGAGAAACUCUGCAAUCACCAUCGUACCUGACAGAAUGAUGACACCUGCUCCUCGAACGCCGGCGAGUCCCACCAAAGGCUUCUACGAUGCGCCGACGGCCACACCUAGUUACCUUCGUGAUACUGCUGCAAGUAGAAUUGCCAGAGAAACACGCCUCGCAAAUCAGCCGCGACCACGAAGUGAAGGGCCCCUUCAGCCACUGACUACCAACUGGAAAGCUCAAGUGGCAGCAAGAAGUCCAUUCUCAAGCCCAGGUGCACAGAGACAGAAGAGUAUUCGGAGGCCGGGCUUGAUUGCGGGCAUCGGUUCCCACGUAGCCAAGAGCGAAAAGGGUAUGAUAUAUAACCCGCAAACACUACGCUGGGAAGGCAACGAGAACACGUUGCAAGCAUUCGACAUGGCGCCGUUAGAGACACCCACUCCACAACUUCGACCCCGAUCGUCCUAUAUCGGACUAACGCACCAGAGAUCCAACACGUCACCUUCACGACCCGCACUCAUCUCCCACGUACCCACUGGCAGUGGUUUCAACAUUCAAGUGCAGAAUGGAAUGGUGUACGAUCCGCAGCAGAUGAAGUGGUUGAAAGUCAAGGGCGGCCGAGACGUGUCUAACCAAUUGUCUUCUUCUGCAACCGAUGUUGAAGACGAGGAGGACGCAUUUGCCGGUAUCGACGACCUCAAGGACGAAAAUGUUCCUGCAGGCGGGCAGGGUAUUGAUGGCAUGAACCUUGCAGCACCCCCUGCAGAAAACUUCCACGAGGAGUUCGAUAUUGGCCUCCGAUUCAUUGACCUGCAAAGGACAGAGGAAGAAGCGUGGCGCCGAAUCUGUUCAAAUUGGUUCGUGGGCGAUCAGCCACGGCCCGACAAUGGGAUGUGGCGACACAGCAUCAGAGACAUCGUGCCCGCCGACGGCUUCUGAUGAUGACGAUGACAAGACGGCGCUCGCCAGUGUACAUGUUGUUGCUCUUAGAAAUGCAGAUAAUAUCGUCGUCUUAUAGCCUGCAGCAUUUUGGGAUGGGUUUGGAAAGCUGGCGCAGGUGCACAACAAAGUAAUAACGACGAGACGAAGAUAUGAUGGAUAGCUACAUGUACCUUAUCUCUACUACGAUGAGCUGUGUGCUACACUCAGCCUAUAAGCCUAGGAGUUAC